This is a messenger RNA of Alternaria hordeiaustralica, 1035 nucleotides long. RefSeq lists its product as uncharacterized. The coding region runs from base 1 to 1035 and encodes 344 amino acids. The record is from RefSeq and is a predicted model, not a curated record. Gene Ontology annotation, molecular function: protein binding. The transcript is spliced from 3 exons. NCBI's taxonomy places the organism in Eukaryota, Fungi, Ascomycota, Dothideomycetes, Pleosporales, Pleosporaceae.
AUGGAGACAUUUGGGGUGAGCAUUGGGGGCAUGGAAGGCCAAGUGGGAGAAGAGAUGGGUAUGUGGGAGGUAAAAUACGCGGGAGAGAAGGGCAAAGGGUUGUUUGCAAAGAAAGAUAUCGCCGGAAUCUUUCCAGGCGAGAGCUUGAUUGUGCAGACUCCUGUGCUGUUCGUCGCUAAACAGAUACUGGAAAUACCGGAUAUGCCGAGGCCACAGCUCGUUUUGAAGCAGGCAGUCGAUCAGUUGCCGACAAAAACUAGAGAGAUGGUCAAGAAAUUGGACGUCAAUGUGGAUGGCACUGUCGAGGACAUUGUCACGACGAACGGCGUUGCUGUGAAAUGGCCAUGGGUUGAUGAGCUGCCCCAGCUUUUGGCAGUUAUUCCCGAGGCUGCACGUAUCAACCACGCUUGUCGACCAAACACUCUAUGGCGUUUCGACGACUACACCCUCUCAUUUGAAGUCUUCGCUCUCAGAGACAUCAAGCCCGGAGAAGAGAUUACGCGAAGCUAUGGCUUCGAAAAACGUGCUCGCCGACGUCGCGUGAAGUCUAUAGAAGCGAACUUCGGUUUCACCUGCGCCUGCCCUCUUUGCACCGCAGACGACGACGCAACAAUGGCAUCCAACGACCGCCUCUCAGAGAUCAAAGCCCUGAAAUCCGUUCUACCCACCGAUCCGGAAGAUUCACCGCAGCUUCUCGGCCUUCUCCCCAAACUCAUUGAGCAUCUGGAAGAGGAAGGUCUCCUAACCGAACUACCCCAAUACGAAGAGAUCUUAGCGUACACGUGGAGUAGCUUUGGAAUUGAGGAUCGGGCGAAGUACUGGGCGGGAAGGGCGCAGAAACAUUGGGCUGUUGUAGCGGGUAAAGAGAGUUGGGAGCAGAGGAGGUGUGGGGAGUUGGAGGCGAAUGUUAGGGGUCAUCAGACUUGGAUGACGUGGAAGGGUGAUCCUUGGGAGGGUGUUGGUGAGGGGCAUCCGUGGGAUGAGAAGGAGGGCGAUGGACAUGAUCAUGAUCAUGAGCGUGGACAUGAACAUUAG